This is a messenger RNA of Oryctolagus cuniculus (rabbit), 1325 nucleotides long. Lineage: Eukaryota; Metazoa; Chordata; Mammalia; Lagomorpha; Leporidae. The record is from RefSeq and is a predicted model, not a curated record.
GGCCCCUUCUCCUAAGCCCUCGAAACCAGCCCUGGCCCCUUCUCCUAAGCCCUGGAAACCUGCUUAAAGGAGGGUGCCGCUGCUCUCCCCCACCCCCGACGGACGCGUCCUCCCAGAGCUUCUGGAGUUCUACGCGGCUCCCGUGGCCACGAGGCCUGAUCCGGCACCUUGAACCAUGCUGCUGCUCCUCACCCUGCCCCUCCUGGCUGGCUCUGCCUGCAGCGCCCAGGAGAUGCAGGGCCCUGGCGGCGGUUCCUACUUCUACAUCCAGGACGGAGGGCAGGGUGAGAUCCAGGGCAUCCGGGUCUUCGUGGGGCUCCUGGGCCUCAUUAAGGGCGUGCAGCUGCGGUUCGGCACCCACUGGAGCGCGCGCUACGGAGCGCCCGGCGGCCACGCGCGCGAGUUCCUGCUGCAGGCGGGCGAGCACGUGACUGCGGUGGACGGCAGCGCGCUCGCCUGCAUUCGACACCUGCGCUGGACAACCAGCAGGGGGCGUGAGGCUACCUUUGGGAGGCCGGCAGGCAGGCGCUUCAGCUCCCGCGCUCCCGCCCCGGGGCAGCAGCUGCUGACCACCAACGGCCAGCACCGGCUCUUGUGCCUUUCGGGAAUCGGCUUCAAGUGGGGAUUCGCCCCGGAGAGGGCGUCCACCCCUGCGUCCACUGUGGCCUUCACCCAGGUGUCCACCUUGUCCACCGUGGCCCCCACCCCGUUGUCCACCCCGGCCCCCACCUCAGCAUCUAUCCCUGCAUCUACUGUGGCCCCCACCUCGGCAUCCACCCUGCUGUCCACUGUGGCCCCCACCUCGGCAUCCACCCUGCUAUCCACUGUGGCUCCCACCUCGGCAUCCACCCUGCAGUCCACCGUGGCCCCCACCUCAGCGUCCACCCUGCAGUCCACCCUGGCCCCUACCUUGGUGUCCACCCUGGCUCCCACCUCGGCAUCCACCCUGUGGUCCACUGCGGCCCCCAACCCAGCCCCCACCUCGGCAUCCACUCUGCCGUCCACCAUGGCCCUCGACCCAGUGCCCACCCCGUCGUCCACCUUGUCCAACCUGUCCCCCACUUCGGCUGCCACCCUGCCACCCAACCUGGCCCCCAACCCUGUGCCAGUCCCAUCUGGUCUUCCACUGAAUUGCCCAUUCCAGUGCCCACCCGGGCACCCACCCAGAGAGCUGCCGACUGGGUCCCUGGGCGCACCCUGAGAACCGACACUCCAGUCGGCCCUCCACCUGGGGCCACUAUGUGCAGCCCGGCCUGCUCCGGCGGAUCUGGGAGCCUGGGCGACCGUGGGCAGGAGGCUGCGAUCCCCACAUUGAAUAAAGCGUC